UUACAGUUGAAGACUUGAGGGAAGUGUCAGCUUGUAUCAUUCUCAUCUCUCUGGGAAAUGACAGUUCCAGGAGAGCCCACCUGCAUAUCAUCUGUGUUCACUGGCCAGCAGACUACACAGACAUGAUCUUGCCACCUGUCAUCACUCUAUGCAAGCCAGCAAACCACUGGACUUGGUUCCAACAUAUCUCCAACUUUUCACAAGCAGUGCCCUUCUUCAUUGCUGCUGCUGCAAACAUGGUAAUGUACAGUAAAAUUAUGAAGACAAUGCACGGGCGAGUCAACGGGCAAGGCGGACUGACCGAGAUGAACAAUGACAGGAUGGUAGAGGUACGUAACCAGGUAGCUGCAAUGCUUGUGGCUAAUGGUCUCAUCUUCUUCAUCUGCCAGAUGCUCUUUCAAUGUGUCUCCAUAGCCUUAGCAUUCAGACAUCUUCGAACUCCUCCCAUAUUGACCGUAGAUCAAGUUGACAAGGUUCUGCUAGUGGCUAGGAUCUUGUCCUACCUGAACUCAGUGGUCAAUUCUAUCGUUUACAACAUCUUCAGCUCCCGCUAUCGCUCAGCUUUUAGAGAGACAUUUUGUUGGUGGAAAGCUCAUCGAGUUCACCCCCGAGCCAUAGUCGGCCACACUGACCAGAAUCUUUCCAAUCAAGGAGGUCAAAGAAACUCAACAAAUCACUCCACGGGAACCCAUGACACUGUGUGUGUUGAAGUUGGUGGUUGUCAACAGAUCUCAUUAAACCAACCUCAAGGUCAACAAAAAUGAUUUUAUUCUCAGAUCGUAAAGUGUAGCUGCAGUGAAUAUUUCUUGGACACAGUUCUCUUACAAAUUUGUACUCCUCUUCAGUUUAUGGAAACUUGUUUACAUUCCUAUUUGGCUAAAUGAACUGAGAAAUACGAUUUUUAAACAUUCACAAUUGUCCAUGUUUUUGUGGACAACUGAAAGCGCUGUUACUGUGAUGUCAUCUAGGGAAGACACAAUUCAGUCAGUACAUGGGGUUUUCUGUUCAAAUUGUUCACCCCAAAUUUACUUACUGAAACCUUUCAGAGAAAAGAUUGAAGCUUGUUUAUCGCUAUGCACACAAACAACAAUGAAACAGCAAAAGGAACAAAUAUGCAGGCCUUUAUUUAUAUACAAACCAGUGUGACAUUGAGGUUUUCUUUCUGGGAUGACACCACUGUUUUGCUCGGAAUAUGAAAAUUUUCACAUUUUCUUAGCAUGAAAACCAAAAAGGCUGUAAAAUACUCUGAAGUAGUGAAACAAAUGUUGAAAAUAAGGUUAACUUAAACAUGAAGGUGCAUUUUGAAGGUCUGUAUUAUAACAAAUUUAUUGCAGCUACUCUUUAAUGAACAUUUAAUUGAGUAAAUAAUUUUACUCAGUCUUCUUCAUUUAAAUGUUUCACUAAAGCCUGAUGAAAUGUGGUAUUUAGAAAAAAUUGACCAUGCAACAGAAAAGCGCAUUGAAUUAUUACUAUAGUUUAUACAUAAAGUGCUUUUUAAAUUCACUCUGUUUAAUCUGUGGUCUGUCAAUGAAAUAAAAAAAAGGAAAUGCUAGACAAAAUCAAUGUGCCGUGAUACAAAUGCUGGAGCCCUUAUGGACAUACCGAAGUUGGAUGUACGUAUACUUCCUUCGACACAUUUAUUAAGAAGUAUAUGCAUUAGCCGAUAAAAAGACCAGACCAAAUUUACUUCAAGAAAUUUGUAUGAGAUGGGAAAACCUCUGAUCUGAAGCCACAUCCCCAUCUGUGAUUCUAGAAUGAUUAACUGCCUGCUUGUAACUAUGUGUGGUUACAUGAAAGUGAUUAAUAGAGGAGAAGAGAGAAGCCUAUAAUCAUUGAAUUCAUUUCAAGGGGAAGAUAGGUUCCCACAAUCAAAGUCACAGUUUUGCUUUUUUUUUCAACUUGUUCCUGCUAACAACUAUAAGAGGAAGAAUUUGUCUUCAUAUUGAGGAUGUUCAUCUGACAAAUGAUAAAUGUCAAUAUUUGGAGAGGCAUGUAUGGAGAUGGAUGCUGGAUGGAUAGUAACUGUCUCGCCCUCUCACUGCUGUACCAGUGUGUUCACUAAUGUCAUUACUUUGAUGGGAAAUGCCAUUCUGUAAAUUGAUCUUGAUACUGCUAACUUGUGGUUUGAAAUUAAUCAGUUGGCCCGUCUGUUGUUGGUAGUUGAAUAGCUACAUGUAAGAUGUCUACAUCAGCAAGUAAAAAAGUGAAAGUUUCAAUUCUAAAUCCCGGCAAAGCUGUAAAAAAUUUGCUUGGUGUUAUAAAUGUGCGAAUAGGAUGUUAUGGAAAA
Molecule: messenger RNA, 2287 nt
Organism: Acanthaster planci (crown-of-thorns starfish)
Lineage: Eukaryota; Metazoa; Echinodermata; Asteroidea; Valvatida; Acanthasteridae
Product: neuromedin-U receptor 1-like
Biological process (GO): G protein-coupled receptor signaling pathway
Cellular component (GO): plasma membrane
Molecular function (GO): G protein-coupled receptor activity
Source: RefSeq, a predicted model, not a curated record